AUGACUUCUAGAAGUUUGUUAGGCACAAAUCGUCCAUCCACGGUUGAAGAUGAAGUUAAUGGUGGUAAGAACAUUAUUGUAGUUGAAGAGCAGAAUGUGGGUGAAGAUGGUGGUUUUGAUUGGCUAGAUGAAGCUGAACUAGUGAAAGGGGGUGAAACUGAGAUAUCAGAUUCUGUGGGGGGAGAAUUUUCAGAGUCUAUGAAUGAAGGCAGUGAUGAUGAGCAAAAUCUUAAUGUUGGAAAUUCAUCCACACCUAAUAUUCUAAGUGAUAGAUUAAAUCAAAUUGAUCUAGAAGGGGAGAAAGAUUGUGUGGAAUCAGAAGAUGAGCUUAGAAGCAUUGGUUCAAGCUCAGAUAUUGAAGGUGAAAAUAACUUGUUGGUUUAUAGGGAAGGGGAUGAGAAAAAACAUGAUUUUAAGUACAAAGCUGGUAUGAUUUUCAGUAGCAACUCUCAAUUUAAAUGGGUUGUAGAAGUGCAUGAAGCAGUGAACAGAAAAUCAAUUAAGUUCACCAAGAAUGACAAGAGGAGAGUGCAAGCAAAAUGUAGAGUAAACCAUUGUAAUUGGGUCAUUUUUGCUUCAAGGAGUAACCCAAGUUGUCCAUUUACCAUAAAGUCAUUUGGUAAACAUACUUGUGGAGCACAACAAAAGAACAAAACUAUAACUUCAAGGUUUUUGUCUAAGUAUUAUAAGGAGGAAUUCAAAGAUAAUGAAAACUGGGGUAGGAGGGAAUUCCAAAAGAAAGUGAAAAGGACAUUUAGAUGUAAUGUGUCUAAGUAUCAAUCUUAUAGAGCAAGGAGAAAUGCCAAGGAAUCAUUAAUUGGAACACAAUCAGAACAGUUUAACAUGUUAUGGGAUUAUUGUGAAGAGCUUAGAAGAAGCAAUCCAGGUUCAACUGUUAUGAUGAAGUUGGACACAACUGAUAGGGAAGGUAAUAGGUGCAGAUUCCUCAGAUUAUAUGUCUGUUUUGCAGCAUGUAAACAAGGGUUUUUGGCUGGAUGUAGGCAAUUGAUAGGAAUUGAUGGUUGUCAUUUGAAAGGGUUCCAAAAAGGAGGGCACCUUCUAGCUGCAGUAGGAGUAGAUGCUAACAAUUGCAUGUUUCCAAUAGCAUUUGCAGUUGUAGAAGGUGAAACAAAAGAAACAUGGAAAUGGUUUCUUCAAUUCCUUGCAUCUGAUGUGGAAAUUCAUAGUAACCCUUAUGGCUGGACAUUUAUAUCUGAUAAGCAAAAAGGAUUGGUUCAAGCUGUUGAAGAGGUAUUACCUAAUGUUGCACAUAGGAAUUGUGUAAGACAUCUUCACCAGAAUUUCACUAAAGAUGGAUUUGGGGGUCAGGUAAUGAAGAGAGUAUUCUGGGUAGCUUGCAAAGCCACUACAGAACUAGAAUUUAAGCAGCACAUUGAGGCAAUGCAUGUGCUAAAUCCAAAGGCAGCUGAGUGGGUUAGUGAAAGGUCUCCACACCAUUUCUGUCGAGCUUUUUUUGACUCAUCUACCAAGUCUGACAUGUUGUUGAACAAUUUGUGUGAGUCCUUCAAUUCUUCAAUCUUGAAUGCUAGAGACAAACACAUUGUAACCAUGGUGGAGUAUUUAAGAAUAUAUCUUAUGAAAAGAAUGCAACAUAAUAGGGAUAAGAUGAGGAACAAUCCUAUGAAAAUUUGUCCAAAGAUUGUAAAAAUCAUUGAAGAAAACAAGGAGAAAAUAGGUGGCUACAUUGCUUAUAAGUCAAAUGAUGAAUGGUGGCAGGUUGAGGAUGAUGAUUUGAAGUUGUUUAGAGUGCACUUAACCACUUGUUCUUGUUCAUGUAGAAGAUGGGACUUGACAGGAAUUCCUUGUGUACAUGCAAUUUCUGCAAUUUCUGAAAAUGGCCAAGAUCCUAUAGAGUAUACAAACUGGUUUUAUUCAGUGGAGGCUUAUUUAAAGAGUUAUGAACCAGCUAUUCUGCCCAUCUCAUCUUCAGAUCAAUGGAGAAAAACAGGAGCACCACCACCCUUGCCUCCGAAAUAUAAGCCCCAGCCUGGAAGACCUAAAAAGUUAAGAAGGAAAGAUCCUAUUGAGAAGGAACCUAUGCCAACUAAACUUGGAAGGAUAGGAGAAAAGAAAAAGUGUGGACUUUGUGGCCAACAUGGACACAACAAGAGAAGAUGCAAGGCAUCCAAAGAGCUUGUAGAUAUGGAUUCUAGUGUGCCAGCCUUUGAAUGUGGAUUCCAGUGUUAUGCAACUAUAAGGACAUCUCAAGCUCCCCCACUUGAUACUCAGAGCACACAAGAAGCAAGUACAUCAACUCCAAAGAAAAGAAGUAGGAAACAACUCCACCCCAAGCAAAAACUGAGAAAGAAGUAG
Molecule: messenger RNA, 2334 nt
Organism: Ipomoea triloba (trilobed morning glory)
Lineage: Eukaryota; Viridiplantae; Streptophyta; Magnoliopsida; Solanales; Convolvulaceae
Exons: 5
Coding region: 1-2334 (777 amino acids)
Biological process (GO): DNA transposition
Molecular function (GO): DNA binding; transposase activity; zinc ion binding
Source: RefSeq, a predicted model, not a curated record